Trichomonas vaginalis G3 is the source of this 528-nucleotide messenger RNA. RefSeq lists its product as uncharacterized. Bases 1 to 528 code for a protein of 175 amino acids. The transcript has a single exon. Lineage: Eukaryota; Parabasalia; Trichomonadida; Trichomonadidae. The record is from RefSeq and is a predicted model, not a curated record.
AUGAGAACGAGUAAGAAAAAAAUUCCAUUUAGCAAAUUAAAGAAAGUCUUUGAUUCUUUAAAAGAAAUUAAAGAAAUUAAUGAUGAAUAUUAUUCUGACGAUCAAUCUUACAAACCUUCAAACAACUAUUUGAAAAACUUAGCACUUUUCAAGGAUAUUUUGGAUAAAGAAUACACCGGCAAAGCAAAGAAAAAAGAAAUUCUUGACUUUUUGGUUGGAUCAGAACCAAAACCUGAAAUCGAAGAACCUCAUGUUGACGUUAAUGAUACUGAAGCUGAAAUAGAGGAAUUAAUGAAUAUUCCUACAGCGCAGAUACCAUUAAAGAAGUCCCAUGAUGAAAGGUUCCAAGAUUUUGUUCAAGAAGUUUCACAGAAUUUGUUGAACGGUGAAUUUGAUGAAAGUUUAUCCAAAGAAGGUACAGAGUUUGUCAAAAGACAUAAAUUACAGUUCAUGGAUUCUAAUCUUGAUUGUAUCGAACUGUUCCAUCCAUUAGAUGAAGUCCCUUUCAAGAUCUUCCAUAAAAUUUGA